AUUUAACAAGUUUAAUUAAAAUAUUACAAUUCCAAAGAGAUUCAUUAACAGAAAGAAGUAGAACUUUAAUGAAAGAAAACGAAGAUUUAAAAGGAGAAAGAGCAUUAUUAACACAGAAUAAUCAAAAUUUAUAUCAAAGUAAUCAAACUUUAAGAAACAAAGUACACUCCCCUACAAAAAAUUUCCAGACACUUGCAGAUCAUCAAAAUAUGUG
Entrophospora candida is the source of this 214-nucleotide messenger RNA. NCBI's taxonomy places the organism in Eukaryota, Fungi, Glomeromycota, Glomeromycetes, Entrophosporales, Entrophosporaceae. The record is from the annotation of a GenBank genome assembly.